UGGGAAGCUGAGGAAGACUAGAUGGCUAGGAUCUCUGGCUGAUGAAUGUAUCUAAGCAUCCAUGGAGGCAUGAAGUCCUCUUGCAUCUCAGGACUCAUCUCCAUGUCCUUCCUGCACUCUCCCCAACAUGUGGUGGUUUGUGAGAUUGUCCACACCACAGGAACUGAUUGUGCCCCCUGACAUGUAUCAGCCAGAGGUCAUGUCCAGGAGUAGCUGGAGGACAGUCUGGUAGGUGUGUGUGUGUGUGUGUGUGUGUGUGUGUGUGUGUGUGUGUGUGUUUGUGAGAUUUGGGACUGAACGUUAUGAUAAACAGCAUUGUUUAUCUAAGCUUGAUCAACCUUGCAAAAACAGGGGAGAGUGAUUUAAUUGGUUUCCUUGAGAUGGAUUAUGACGUUAUCCUUAUGGUUAAAUAUUUAUGUGGUAAGUUUAAGAAUUCCCAGGAAGUGAGACAGCAGCAUUUUUGAACAAGUAAUGGAUUUUGGCUAAAACUCAAAUUUCAUGAUGGGAGGGGUAAAAAAUAAAUGCCAAGACAUCUGUGUAUUUAAAGAGAAAGAGGGAGCAUGCCCACAUGGGUAGCCUACAGAAACAAGACGAAGGAGCACCAAGAAGCCUCACGGCCCUGAGCUUAUUCUCACCAGCCCUUCAUCUAGGUAUCUACAGUGAUUUCUCUUCUGGACCCUACAUCAGACAGCACGUAUCCACUGCCUAGUGAACAUACCAUUACCAUCCUGUGCCAUAGAGAGACCUCAGCCAUCAAUCACUAGCACAUGAUUGACAGACGGAGAAUGGGGCUUUGGGCUUUGGGAAUUCUGACAGUUCCCAUGUAUUUGACAGUAACGGAAGGCAGCAAACCAUCCUGGGGUCUGGAAAAUGAGGCUUUAAUUGUGAGAUGCCCCAAAAGAGGAGGCUCGACUUAUCCUGUGGAAUGGUAUUACUCAGGUACAAGUGAAAGUAUUCCUUCUCAAAAAAGAAAUCGGAUCUUUGUCUCAAGAGAUCGUCUGAAGUUUCUACCAGCCAGAGUGGAAGACUCUGGGACUUAUGCUUGUGUUAUCAGAAGCCCCAACUUGAAUAAGACUGGAUAUUUGAAUGUCACCAUACAUAAAAGGCCGCCAGGGUGCAACAUCCCUGAUUAUCUGAUGUAUUCGACAGUACAUGGAUCAGAUAAAAAUUCCAAGAUAACUUGUCCAACAAUUGACCUGUAUAAUUGGACAGCGCCUGUUCAGUGGUUUAAGAACUGCAAAGCCCUCCAAGGGCCAAGGUUCAAGGCACACAGGUCCUACUUGUUCAUUGACAACGUGAAGCAUGAUGAUGAAGGUGACUACACGUGUCAAUUCACACACACAGAGAAUGGAACCAAUUACAUUGUGACUGCCACCAGAUCAUUCACAGUUGAAGAAAAAGGCUUUUCCAUGUUUCCAGUAAUUACAAAUCCUCCAUACAACCACACAAUGGAAGUGGAAAUAGGAAAAACAGCACGUAUUGCCUGCUCGGCUUGUUUUGGCAAAGGCUCUCUGUUCUUAGCUGCUGUCCUGUGGCAUAUUAACAAAACAGUAGUCGGAAGUUUUGGUGAAGCAAGAAUUCAAGAAGAGCAAGGUCGAAAUGAAAGUUCCAGCAAUGACAUGACCUGUUUAACUUCAGUGUUAAGGAUAACUGGUGUGACAGAAAAGGACUUGUCCCUGGAAUAUGACUGUGUGGCCCUGAACUUGGAUGGCGUGAUAAGGCACACUGUAAGACUGAGAAGGAAACAACCAAUUGACCACCAAAGCAUCUACUACAUAGUUGCCGGAUGUAGUUUAUUGCUAAUGUUUAUCAAUGUCUUGGUGAUAGUCUUGAAAGUGUUCUGGAUUGAGGUUGCUCUGUUCUGGAGAGAUAUAGUAACACCUUACAAAACCCGAGAUGAUGGCAAGCUCUAUGAUGCUUAUGUCAUCUACCCUCGGGUCUUCCGGGGCAGCACAGCAGGAGUCGGCUCUUUGGAGUACUUUGUUCACCACACUCUGCCAGAUGUCCUUGAAAACAAAUGUGGUUACAAGUUGUGCAUUUAUGGGAGAGACCUGCUGCCUGGGCAAGAUGCAGCCACCGAGGUGGAAAGCAGUAUCCAGAAUAGCAGAAGACAGCUGUUUGUCCUGGCCGCUCACAUGAUGCACAGCAAGGAGUUUGCCUACGAGCAGGAGAUUGCUCUGCACAGCGCCCUAAUACAGAACAACUCCAAGGUGAUUCUUAUUGAAAUGGAGCCUCUGGGUGAGGCAAGCCGACUACAGAUCGGGGACCUGCAAGAUUCUCUCCAGCAUCUUGUGAAAAUGCAGGGGACCAUCAAGUGGAGGGAAGACCACGUGGCCGACAAGCAGUCUCUAAGCUCCAAAUUCUGGAAGCAUGUGAGAUGUUCCAAAUGUCUUGUCUUAGACUGUGUCACAGAGUCCGGCUGAAGCAGCCAGCAUGUGAAACAUGUCUGCCAUGCCACACCAGGACAUCCACCCACUUAUUAAAAUGUAUCUGUCACUGUGA
Molecule: messenger RNA, 2502 nt
Organism: Mastomys coucha (southern multimammate mouse)
Lineage: Eukaryota; Metazoa; Chordata; Mammalia; Rodentia; Muridae
Gene: Il33r
Product: interleukin 1 receptor like 1
Exons: 13
Coding region: 768-2423 (551 amino acids)
Biological process (GO): signal transduction
Molecular function (GO): interleukin-33 receptor activity; interleukin-1 receptor activity; interleukin-33 binding
Source: RefSeq, a predicted model, not a curated record